UCGAGUUCUCCCUGUCGUACCGGCUUCAGGCGUUCCUCCACAUUUGCUGACUUCUUGUGUUAUGGCAGUGCUGAAACAGACCGGGGGACACGGUCCAAGCCCGGAAGAGCUUGGUCCACUUUUGCAGGGAACAAGUGGGAGAGAACUUGGAGACAUGAAUCUUCAACAGAAAGACCCUUGCGGCGGGGAAGGGCUUUCCUCCAGUAACACCCGUGGUGGUGGUACUGGCACCAAGCCGAUGUCCAACCCGUGGCAUCUGCUUCACUCCAUGAGAGCCAUGCGGAUUACAUCUCAUGACUCACCGGUGGAUUCGGUGGAUACUCCUGAAUUGCAACGUGAGGAAGAAUCUUCUAGGAAAACGCAAGACAACAGUAUCGGGGCUCGCAUGUGGGAGCUGGUCCGAAAGAAGCGGCAGUAUCAGCAGGUCCGCAGGCCGAAGGUGGCAGACUGCGGGAUGGGCAAGUGCGGCGGAUCGGAAAUGCAGACUAUGCUUUCGACCCCAGUAGUCACAAUCCACAGCCUGAAGGAGCGCCUCAAUCUGUCUCCCACUCCUCGUCGACAGAACCUACAACAGGCAACACCACUCACAGUAGCACCCAGCGGCGACUUGGACACGAAUAAGAUCAACGGCGAAGUAUGUCUGCUCACAGACAGCCCCUAUCGAAUACUAAGGGCCGCGGAGAGCGGCAAUGUGGAGGAUUUCGGGCGCCUUUACCUGGCAGAACCCGGGCGCCUCGGUGUGCGAGACUCCAGGGGCAGGGCUGCAGCUCACCAGGCAGCGGCUAGAAACAAGCUGAACAUCUUACAGUUCAUCGCCGCUCACGGAGGAGAUCUAAACAUCAAAGACGAUGCCGGCAACACGCCUUUGCAUGUGGCUGUGGAAAAUGAAUCUGUGGAGGUUGUUGAUUAUUUACUACAGAGCGGUGUGAACACAAGCAUACUGAAUGAAAAGAAACAGGCACCAAUUCAUCUGGCGACAGAACUGAACAAGGUAGCGGUACUAGAAGUAAUGAGCAAGUAUAAAAACCGCAUUGACAUCCUGCAAGGGGGAGAACAUGGUCGCACAGCUCUUCAUUUGGCAGCCAUCUAUGAUCAUGAUGAGUGUGCACGAAUACUUAUACGAGAAUUUGGGGCUUGUCCACGAAGGCCUUGCAACAAUGGUUAUUAUCCAAUUCAUGAGGCAGCAAAGAAUGCUUCUUCACGAACAAUGGAGGUAUUUCUGCAGUGGGGAGAAUCUCGAGGUUGUACCAGAGAGGAGAUGAUAUCAUUCUAUGACUCUGAAGGCAAUGUACCACUUCAUUCAGCUGUUCAUGGUGGUGACAUUAAGGCUGUGGAGCUGUGCCUCAAGUCAGGAGCCAAGAUAUCGACACAGCAGCACGAUCUCUCCACUCCUGUCCAUCUUGCAUGUGCACAAGGGGCUAUUGACAUUGUGAAGCUGAUGUUUAGUAUGCAACCUGCAGAGAAGAAGCAGUGCCUGGCUUCUUGUGAUGUACAGAAAAUGACACCACUCCACUGUGCUGCCAUGUUCGAUCACCCUGAAAUUGUAGAGUACUUGGUUUGUGAGGGUGCAGAUAUCAACACUCUCGACAAGGAGAGGCGCUCACCUCUUCUGUUGGCUUCUUCUCGUGCCGGCUGGCGAACGGUGCAGAUCCUCAUUCGGCUGGGUGCAAACAUUCAUCUAAAAGAUGUAAACUACCGCAAUGUCUUACAUCUUGUUGUUAUGAAUGGAGGGCGUCUUGAGGAAUUUGCUGAUGAAAUGAUCAAGGUACAGUCUAAAGCCAGUUUGCUGCAACUCCUCAAUGAAAAGGAUAAGACAGGAUGUUCCCCACUGCACUAUGCAAGUCGUGAGGGCCACAUCCGUAGCCUGGAGAAUCUCAUUAGACUUGGUGCCUGCAUCAACCUCAAGAACAAUAACAAUGAGAGUCCUCUGCACUUUGCAGCCAGGUAUGGGAGGUACAACACAGUUCGCCAACUUUUAGAUUCAGAGAAAGGGUCGUUCAUCAUCAAUGAAAGCGAUGGUGGGGGUCUAACUCCUCUACAUAUUGCAUCACAGCAAGGACAUACCCGAGUGGUGCAGCUGCUACUGAACAGAGGUGCUCUUUUGCACCGAGACCACAACGGACGUAACCCACUGCACCUUGCUGCAAUGAGCGGCUACACACAGACCAUGGAACUGCUGCAUUCUGUACAUUCACACCUACUUGAUCAGGUUGACAAAGAUGGGAACACAGCACUACAUUUGGCAACUAUGGAUAAUAAACCAAGUGCUGUUGCCUUGUUGUUGUCCAUGAACUGCAAGCUGUUGUAUAACUGCCAUGAUAUGAGUGCAAUAGACUACGCCAUUUAUUACAAGUUUCCAGAGGCUGCACUUGCUAUGGUUACACAUGAGGAGAGGGCUCAAGAAGUGAUGGCUCUCAAGUCAGACAAACACCCCUGUGUGACUCUGGCACUUAUUGCAUCCAUGCCAAAGGUGUUUGAGGCAGUCCAAGACAAAUGCAUCACAAAAGCAAACUGCAAAAAAGAUUCCAAGUCUUUCUAUAUCAAGUACAGCUUCUCUUGUCUACAAUGCCCAGCCCUGUACGCACAAGUGGACCAACGCACUGGUGAAGCACUCAUCAUAUCUAAGCCAAUACCUCUUCCAGCUCUCAAUAUCAAGUAUUCAUUCCACGCCUACCAAUCCUCCAAGGACACCGUAGAAUUGCGAAGGAAGCAGCUGAAUGACCCAUACUGGCGACCUCCCCCCUUAUGUGUAGUCAAUGCAAUGGUGGCUCAUGGCCGUGUGGAGUUACUGGCGCAUCCUCUCAGCCAGAAAUAUCUUCAAAUGAAGUGGAACUCUUAUGGAAAGUACUUUCACUUGGCAAAUUUACUCAUCUACUGCAUCUUCCUAGCAUUUGUCACAAUUUUUGCAGCACAACUUAUGGAUGAUAAUACCAUGACUAGUACACCAACAAAAGAUGUUAACUCAACUUAUAAUGGGUCCCAUAAUGUGGCCAGUCCGGAGCCCACGAAGCAUGGCAACUUGCCAGUGAGGUAUACAUGUGCUAUAAUUAUUAUAACGUACAUUGCUCUCAACUCACUGCGAGAAGUGUUACAACUCUAUCAGCAACGUUGGCACUACUUGCUGGAUCCCAUCAACCUGGUCUCAUGGCUGCUGUAUAUCUCCUCCAUCAUUAUGAUUGUACCGGUGUUUGCUGAUCAGUUGAGUGAACUGCAGCUUUCCUGUGCGUCCAUUACUGUGUUUCUCAGCUGGUUCAACCUGCUUUUGUACUUACAGCGGUUUGAUCAAGUUGGAAUCUACGUAGUGAUGUUCCUGGAGAUCCUCCAGACACUCAUCAAAGUGCUUGUUGUAUUCUCUAUUCUUAUUAUUGCAUUUGGACUUGCUUUCUACAUCCUUCUGUCUAGGGGAGGCCAUUUAUCAUUUAGCAAUGUGCCCAUCUCUCUUAUACGAACAUUUUCAAUGAUGCUUGGAGAGAUAGACUUUCUUGGCACAUAUGUACAGCCGUACUAUGAUGAUGAUAAUGGUUUAGAGAAGAAACUACUGCCAUAUCCUAUUCCUGCAUUUCUCAUCCUUGGUCUUUUCAUGGUCCUUAUGCCAAUUCUUCUCAUGAACCUUCUCAUUGGUUUGGCUGUUGGAGACAUUGAAUCAGUUAGAAGAAAUGCUCAGCUCAAGAGACUUGCUAUGCAGGUUGUGCUACAUACUGAACUUGAACGCAAGCUGCCGCAGUUUCUGCUGGAGAGAGUGGACAAGAUGGAACUCAUUGAAUUUCCUAAUGAUACAAAGUGCAAGCUUGGGUUUCUGGAUACAUUACUGAGGAAGUGGUUUUGUAAUCCCUUUACAGAUGAUGGUCUUGAGAUUGUGCUGGACAGUUCAGAUGAUUAUGUGUCCGAAGAGCUAAUAAAGCAGAAGAGGAGGCUGAAGGAGAUCUCAUCAGCACUGGAAUCACAGCAUCUACUCCUGCGUCUCAUUGUCCAGAAAAUGGAAAUCAAGACAGAAGCAGAUGAUGUUGAUGAGGGAGUUUCUCCAAGUGAUAUUCGCCCCUUGCUUGGUAUAGCUAGUAAAUGGACUUCUCCCAGAGUCCGCAAGAAACUUCGAUCUACAUUAAGCUUCUCGAAGAACCAGACAGCGUAGCAACUUAGACCUGUGAAAAUUAUAUUUACUGUCAUUUAGUGGACAGAUUUUCUGUAAGAACAGUGAGACUCAGCAUUCUGCAGUGUAUGCCACUAAAUAUGGUCAAUAGUACAUUCUUAUGGAAUAACUUUGUUGUAUUGACUAAAUUCUGUAUCCUAGUCACCAAGAGUAGUACAAUCCACAAACACCGCAGCAUAUGGCAGUAAAUAGGCACUUUUAAAAUAACUGCUGAAAAUUUUCAUAUAAUUACUUACGAGCUGAGGGACUGUCAGCUUCUCUGUAAGGACAGUGUUCCAUGGAGUUAGUUAAAAUUUGUUACAAGAGUAUUGAAAAUAGCUGCCCCCAAUUUUUUUGACAUUCCUCUUAAUUUUCAAUGUGUUAUCAUUUUAUGUGGCAUGAUUAUAGUCACUGUCAUAACUAAUGCUUUCACUGCAGCCAAUGUGAAGACACUUGUCCCUGAUAAGAUUCAUCUGUCCUGUGAAUCAUUCAAAUUGAAUAUACAAUUUCAUGUUUUAUUUUUUCAUUAUAUUUUCAGACUUAUUCUGGUAAGCAUUCUAUCCAUUAUUAACCGAUUAUUUUAUCAUAUUUCCUUUUUAAUUAACUAAAGUUUACCUGCGUAAUCUAUAUAUUAUUAGUCAUGUCUGACACUAAGGAGGUAAGAAAAUUUGUAUGUGUCAUACAUUCUGGACAGAAGUCUAUGUUAAUGUUUGUAAUUUAGAAUAACAGUUGUGCAUAAUACUGUAAUUAAUACAACUGCCUGAAUUAGGGUGUUUUAUAUGCACUUGGUAAUACUUUAUUAAAUAUUGCACAGAUUUUAAGCAACAAAUAGAGAAUCAUUACUGAGACCAUGCGUUUCAUGCAUAAGCAGGGGGUUUUAAUUUCAGAGUGUUUUGUUACUUAUAAAUUCCUUAAGGUGAAUUUUUAAAUCUGUGAUCUGUUAUAUGACAUUUAAAAGUUAGAACCUGAUUCAAAGAUAGUUUUAUUUAACCUGACUUUAGAAAAUAAAUACAGAGCUCAAAAUUUCAUGGAGUACAUUCAGCAUGUGUAAUGUUGCAUUUCGGCCAAAGCAUGUCAUUUUCAUUACUUUCCUACCACUUUGUUGGAUCCAUAGUAACAUCGUAGUCACUGUACCAACACAUCAUAUGUUAAUGCAAAAACAUAUUUAUCUGUGAAUUGUAAGUAAUGUUUUUUCUAUAUACCCUAGUUCACAAGUGGAACAGUAAACAGUUUUGUUUUACAGAAGUAUGAUAUUGUUCCUUGGUUUAAGUAUCACUUCACUAAUGUUCACACUGCACUAUGUACACAUUUCCUGUUGCUGAUUCAAAUCCAAUGUAUAUGAAGCUGUUGUUCUUAUAAAUAUUUGUGCGUACCAUAUUUAAAUGUCUUCUUGUCAUAAAAGUUCAUGAUCCUGGAUAUUGAAAUGGGAUAUAAACUAUAUAUUUGUUAUCAAAUAAUGUAAGCAUAUAAUAAAGAAAUGUAUAUUAGA
Messenger RNA from Zootermopsis nevadensis, 5615 nucleotides. RefSeq names its product Transient receptor potential cation channel A1 (gene TrpA1). NCBI's taxonomy places the organism in Eukaryota, Metazoa, Arthropoda, Insecta, Blattodea, Termopsidae. Gene Ontology annotation, cellular component: transmembrane transporter complex; membrane. Gene Ontology annotation, molecular function: protein binding; monoatomic ion channel activity. The record is from RefSeq and is a predicted model, not a curated record. Gene Ontology annotation, biological process: monoatomic ion transmembrane transport.